Dimorphilus gyrociliatus is the source of this 400-nucleotide messenger RNA. Lineage: Eukaryota; Metazoa; Annelida; Polychaeta; Dinophilidae. The record is from the annotation of a GenBank genome assembly.
UAUGUCUAGAAGUCAGUCUUACAGCCCUUUAAGGAGACCACCGAUGUCACCUUGCAGACUUAUUGAUGAAAUACUAAGCGAUAGUGAAGAUGACGAAGAAAUUUCAUCUUCAAACAAACAGGAUGCAAAGGAUAAUAAUCAAGAAACGAAUGAAAAUAAAAAGGCAGUCACAUUCUCAACUGAUAACGCAACUGCAAGAAAUGACUCAUGUGAUAUAGCAAACUGUUUUAUACCAAAGCAAAUAUUACAAGCUUCGCUUAAUAAUAAUUCUAGAGGAAGAAAGCAAAAAAGAACAUGUCAAGUGACAAGAAAGAAGACGAAUGAAAGUGAGAAGAGAAAAGCAGAGAAACAUAAACGAGAAAAGUUUGAUAUCUUAACAUAUUUAUUGCCAAAGUUGUAA